CCUGGCCCGCCGCCCGCCGCCACCAACGAACCGCCCGCCCGCCCCUCCUAAAUCCCCUCGCCCACGAUCCGAUUGGCGUAGCUCGCCAGGUUUCCGUUGGCCCCUCCUCCCCGGCCCCCCGCCGCGCCUCCGGCGACCUCCGCCCGCCGCCCGCGCGGCCCGGUCCACGGGGCGGCCCGGCGCGGGCUCCGGCCUGGCCUCUCCCCGCCGUCGCUUUCUUGGGGAUUUAGACACUUCAAUCGACAAGAGCCCUCUGACCGUUGCACAAGAUAGCUGACAAGUUUGCGUAGUCACAAGUUCGCCACCAACAUGGAGAUUAUUGACCUGUGUUCAGAUAGUGAGGACGAUGUUAAACUGUGUUCAAAAGGCAAAGCCAUCACUCAUCUGUGCUCAGAGGACAGAAAAGACAGUCUUGUUCCUAUUGACGGCGCUGACUCCUCUCUUCUUUUACUCAACACGCCGUUUGCCAAGAAUAAUGCAGAACAGCCAAUCACCUUGGAUGAUGAUGAUUGGUUCAGUAGCAAUCCCGCUUCAUGCUCUUAUAGAUCUCCGGCUGGUUCAUCACACAGGAUCUAUCCUCUCUCAAGUUCUUCGCUGAUGCUAUAUGAUUCCUCGUACGGUAAAACCAAGCAGGAAAUUGAUGAUGAUGAUGAUGUCUAUAUGUAUUCGGCUCCGCCUCCAUCAUUUCCAACCAGUCAUCCAAGUUUGAGUGAUGAAGAGGAUCUUACUGCAAGGUUUAAUUAUGCUGAUGGUGGAACUGGGAUGUUUUCAUCUACAUCGUCAAUGGAUUGGAAACUACCUUUUGGUACCAGCCAGAACGUCAAAACUGAUAGCGAUAGCGAUGAUGUCUACACUUAUGAAGGCCUGCAUUCACAGAGGAUGUUUCCUCCAUCAAUGCCUUCCUUUAAUCCAGUUAAUAAUGACCCUGAAGUUUCCAAUGGCUUUGGCACGCAAGGCCAACCAAACGCAGAAAAAAGGCCUCUUGGUUGUGAUGAGAGAGCUAUAUAUGAAGAAGCCCUACAGCAUAUCAGUCAGGAAACAAAGGAAGAAGAUCUGCCUGAAGGUGUUUUGUCCAUAUCACUCCUUAAGCACCAGAGAAUAGCAUUAGCUUGGAUGCUCUCCAAGGAGAAUAGUUCGCAUUGUCCAGGUGGAAUUUUGGCAGAUGAUCAGGGUCUUGGGAAGACAAUAUCAACAAUUGCCCUAAUACAAAAGGAGAGGACUCAACAGUCUAACUUCAUGUCUGCUGAUUCCGACAAUAAAAAUUCUGUGCCAUUAGAUCUUGAUGAUGAUGAUAUAGUGAUGGCAAUGGACAAGAACAAACCCAAGGGUGAACCCUCAGAUAGGCUUGAUCAUGAGCUCUGUGCUAGUUCGUCGGGGAGUGCUUUUAAUAGAAUGGCGAAGACUGUUAAAGUUGAGCCCAAGAAGAAGGGCCGAGUGAAUCUACCAUCCUCUGCAUCAACCUCCAGGUCUGCUACUAGACCAUCUGCAGGAACACUGGUGGUUUGCCCGGCUAGCAUUCUUAAGCAGUGGGCUAGUGAGAUCAAAGCCAAGGUUGCUGAAAGUUCCAGAUUAUCUGUUUUGGUUUAUCAUGGAGGUUCAAGGACUUCAAAACCAACUGAGUUGGCAAAAUAUGAUGUUGUUGUCACCACAUAUACUAUUGUAGGCCAAGAAGUGCCCAAACAAGACUCUGAUGACGAUAUGGAGCCAAAUCACGAUGAAAAGUAUGGGUUAUGUCCAGAUUUUGCUGCUCGUAAAAGAAAACUGACAAAACAGACCAAGAAAAAGGCAAUAAAGAAAAAGAAGGUUAACAGUUCAACCGCUGACCUGGAUGGUGGUCCACUUGCCAGGGUGCGAUGGUUUAGAGUUGUGCUGGAUGAAGCUCAAACAAUAAAAAAUCACCGGACUAAAUCUGCUAGAGCCUGUUGUGGACUGAAAGCAAAAAGGAGAUGGUGCUUAUCGGGUACACCUAUGCAAAAUACAAUUGACGACCUGUACAGUUAUUUCCGCUUUUUAAAAUAUGAGCCAUAUUCUUCAUUUAGUUUGUUCCGCUCGAUGAUAAAGGGUCCAAUAUCUAGAGGCUCAAGUCAGGGGUAUAAGAAACUUCAAACUGUCUUGAAGAUAAUUCUGUUGCGGCGCACAAAAGAAACACUACUUGAUGGAGAACCUAUCAUAAAAGUACCUCCAAAGACAAUUGAGCUGAAGAAAAUAAAUUUCACACAAGAGGAACGGUAUUUCUAUUUGGCUCUUGAAGAAGGUUCUCGGGAAAAGUUCAAGGAAUUUGCUGCUGCUGGAACAAUAAAACAAAACUAUGCAAACAUUCUUGUAUUGCUGCUGCGGCUUCGGCAAGCUUGUGAUCACCCUUAUCUUCUGAAGGAUGACAAUCAAGCAAAUUAUACUGACCGGGCUUCCAUAGAAAUGGCAAAACAACUUCCUAGGGAAAUAGUGAUGAAUUUGCUCGAAAAGCUGGAGGUACGGCGACCAAUUUGUAUGAUAUGUGCGGAGCAGAGAAAGAACUACAUGGACUCUCGCACAGGACCAAAGGAACCACCUGAGAAUGCUGUUAUAACAACAUGCUGCCAUAUUUUCUGCUAUGAAUGUGCACAAGAGAGCUUAAGUGAAGAGGAAGUCUGCCCUGUUUGCAAACAGAAAUUAAGUUCUGAAUUGCUUUUUUCACGCCCAGUAUUAAGGCUCUGUAUCUCUGAUGAGUUGGAGUCAUAUGUAAUAACUAGUUCUGCAGCAGCAGUAGCAGUAGGAGAUAGUUCUGCAGCAUCAGCAUCAGCAUCAUCGGCAGCAGCAGCAGCAGCAGCAGGAGCAGAUAGUUCUGCAGCAGCAUCAGGAGCAGAUAGUUCUGCAGCAGCAGAUGAAUCAUCCUCGAUUUGCGAAGCCAGUUACAUCUCAUCGAAGAUCAAGGCUGCCGUUGACACGCUUAAAUCAAUCUUCAACACACAUGGUCCUACUGAUAGUGAUACUCCUAAGGCAAUAGUCUUCUCCCAGUGGACUGGUAUGCUGAACGUCCUGGAGCUUUCACUGAAUAGCAAUUUCAUAAACUUCAGAAGGCUUGAUGGGUCAAUGUCCCUUGACGAUAGAGAAGAAGCAGUGCAAGAGUUUAAGGCUGACCCAGAGGUAAGAGUGAUGCUCAUGUCACUGAAGGCUGGUAAUCUUGGUCUAAACAUGAUAGCUGCUAGCCAUGUGAUCAUGCUCGAUCCCUGGUGGAACCCUUACGCCGAGGACCAAGCGGUUGAUAGAGCACACAGAAUCGGGCAGACCCGUCCUGUGACUGUCACUCGUUUCACAGUCAAUGGCACGGUUGAAGAUCGCAUCUUAGCUCUGCAGGCGAAAAAGAGGGAGAUGGUGGCAUCUGCAUUUGGCGACGAGAAAACGGGUGGCAUCGCAACUCGGCUCACCGUGGAAGAUCUCGGAUAUCUCUUCAACGUAUAGGGAGCUGAUCGCAGGCCUUUGGUGUCAACAAUCGUGCAAAGCUCUUUUUGCACAGAUUUUUUGGAGCACCUUAGGACUAUUCUGCGGGUCACCGCCAUGUUCUGAUGCCUUGACCAAGUUUUGCAGCGGUGUUAUUGUGGGCCCUGUUGGCUCAUGUAAUUAUCUUACGCCCGUGGGCCUGCUGACGUUAGAAGUCUAUUGUGGGCCUGCUCUUAGGACUAUCUUACGCCCAUGUUCUUAGGACUAUUGUGGGCCUGCUGACGUUAGAAGUCUCGAAUAUCUAGAUAAGAAACCUGUGUCUCUUCCCAUGUGGGCAUGAUAAUUCGUUUGAUUUGGAUGCUCCCAUAUGUACAUACUCUUUCUACCCUAGAAAACAUGAUGUUAUUGGCGUACCUUUAGUCGAACUUGAGAACUAUGAUGAUACACAUAAACUUGUGUCUCGAAACUCCUGAGAUAAUGGUCUGCAGUUUUUAUUGUGGAUCUGUAUUUGUUGGAUCA
Triticum aestivum (bread wheat) is the source of this 3936-nucleotide messenger RNA. RefSeq names its product helicase-like transcription factor CHR28. Bases 310 to 3438 code for a protein of 1042 amino acids. The transcript has 13 exons. NCBI's taxonomy places the organism in Eukaryota, Viridiplantae, Streptophyta, Magnoliopsida, Poales, Poaceae. Gene Ontology annotation, cellular component: nucleus. Gene Ontology annotation, molecular function: ATP-dependent activity, acting on DNA; ATP binding. Gene Ontology annotation, biological process: DNA repair. The record is from RefSeq and is a predicted model, not a curated record.